AUCUCUACUGUACGUCACGUUUUCGUCGCAUGUUCGUUGAUAGAUAGUUGUUUAGCAAUUAGCUAGCUGUUAGCAGCAGUGAAAUCUUCACAUCUCCACAUGGCGAAUGGAUGCAAAGAAGCCUUGUUUACACGCGGAACUGGACAGAGUGACGAUUCAGACAUAUGGGAUGACACAGCAUUGAUAAAGGCUUAUGACAAAGCAGUUGCAUCAUUUAAGACUGCUCUAAAGGGUGAAGAUGAGCCACAGCCUUCAAAGAAAAACCAACCAGGAAAGAAGCGCAAGAGCAACAAAAAGAACCAAAGCAGGAAAAGAACAAAUGCACCACCAGACAAAGAGUGGCAGGUUGGAGACUCGUGCUGUGCAUACUGGUCAGAGGAUGGCCUGCUUUAUGCAGCAACUAUCUCCUCCAUAGAUGAGAAGAGAGGGACCUGUGUAGUUGUUUUUACUGGAUACGGUAACGAGGAGGAGCAGAAUCUUGAAGACUUGCUCUCAGAGAUAUCUGAGGUGGAUGAGGAAAUGACUUCAAAGGUAAAUGAGGCAGAAUCAUCGACGGAGGAAAGUGACCGGUCGUCCACAUCAAACCUACACAAACAACAACCCCACAGUAAAACCCAGAAGUCAAAGACCCACAGAGAUGCUCCUCCCAUGUGGGCUCCUGGUUUCCCUGGGUUUCCUCCAGGCCCACCUCCUCCUCCACACGCUUACAGACAGGGAGGAAGCAGGCGAAGUGGUGGUCAUGGACCAGCACCCUCACCUUGGCCUCCCAUGAUGCCAUUCGGUCCACCAAUGAUCCCUCCUCCUCCUCCACCCUUGGGCCCUGACAUGGUGGAUGACGAGGCCUUGGGCAGCAUGCUCAUCUCCUGGUACAUGAGUGGCUAUCACACAGGAUAUUAUCUGGGGUUAAAGCAAGGACGCAAAGAAGCUGCCAACUGGACAAAAAUGCACCACAAAUGAAAUGAUCAAUGUAAAAUUUCAUAGUUUCAUUUACAUCGUCGGAAGCUGCCGUGAUCCUCCCUGUUGUUCCUGAUGUGUGUCCUUCCCAGCUCAGAAGGAAAUGUCUCUAAAUGAACUGUACAUGCUGUGAACAGAACAUUCAUCAGUGAAAGAGGAGAUUUUUGUAUUCUUUUGUAAAUAGAUUAAAUAAAGUUUUUUGGAGCACA
Cheilinus undulatus (humphead wrasse) is the source of this 1163-nucleotide messenger RNA. RefSeq names its product survival of motor neuron 1, telomeric (gene smn1). Gene Ontology annotation, cellular component: nucleus; cytoplasm. The record is from RefSeq and is a predicted model, not a curated record. Gene Ontology annotation, molecular function: RNA binding. NCBI's taxonomy places the organism in Eukaryota, Metazoa, Chordata, Actinopteri, Labriformes, Labridae. Gene Ontology annotation, biological process: mRNA processing. Bases 100 to 957 code for a protein of 285 amino acids. The transcript is spliced from 8 exons.